GCCACAGUCCACACCUACACGGCUAUAAAUAGGGAGCCUCCCGUGGCUGCUGCCUCAGCCUCCCUGCUCCAGCUGUGACAUCACCAGAGCCACCAGAACCACUCACUUUGCACUUGGACCAUGGACCCCGGAGAAUGCACCUGCAUGUCUGGAGGAAUCUGCAUCUGUGGGGACAACUGCAAAUGCACAACUUGCUCCUGUAAAACAUGUCGGAAAAGUUGCUGUCCCUGCUGCCCCCCGGGCUGUGCCAAGUGUGCCCGGGGCUGCAUCUGCAAAGGGGGCUCAGACAAGUGCAGCUGCUGCGCCUGAGCCCCAUUCCCAGGCUGGGAGAGAGGCCUGGGAAGCAUCUGUACAGUGCAGGAGUUGAGAAGUUGGAAUGAUUGUACCAUAGGUUGUGCUUUUUAUAUGUUUGCCCCCAAGUGGUGUUGGUGACAUCCAUUGCUUACAGCAAUAAAGUUUUCACUGGUGAUUGA
Molecule: messenger RNA, 473 nt
Organism: Oryctolagus cuniculus (rabbit)
Lineage: Eukaryota; Metazoa; Chordata; Mammalia; Lagomorpha; Leporidae
Gene: MT4
Product: metallothionein 4
Biological process (GO): cellular response to zinc ion; intracellular zinc ion homeostasis; detoxification of copper ion
Cellular component (GO): cytoplasm; nucleus
Molecular function (GO): metal ion binding
Source: RefSeq, a predicted model, not a curated record